Messenger RNA from Entamoeba nuttalli P19, 255 nucleotides. RefSeq lists its product as hypothetical. Bases 1 to 255 code for a protein of 84 amino acids. The transcript has a single exon. NCBI's taxonomy places the organism in Eukaryota, Evosea, Mastigamoebida, Endamoebidae. The record is from RefSeq and is a predicted model, not a curated record.
AUGGCAGAAGAACAAGAAUAUGAUAUAGAAAUAAAUGGACUUCAAGAUUUUGACUUAGUCACUAGUGUUAAUUUUAAAGAAGAAGAUUAUGAGUUAGAUGAAUAUGUUGAUAUUUUAAUGUCUGCAUAUGAGUAUCAUGUUAUGGAUUCAAUAAGACGAUUUAAAGAAACAGAAAGAGGAUUAGAAUUAGUUGAACAACGACUAAAAGAAAUUCAAAAAGAAAAUGAAGAAUUAGAAAAGAAAAUAAUUAAUUGA